AAUGAUCGACACAAACCUUCUUCGGGUGACAGUGUGCGAUGAAGGAGAGCUCGAAAAGAGCACAACGCAUUUUAUUGGAUCUCGAAAAAUAGAGCCGGAGCAAUGGAUUACGUGGGCGAGCGAAUGCAAAUACUUGCCCGAAUCUGACGCUGUUGCUCUUUGUGCAACAUUAAUCGAUCGUCUAUCACUGGAAGCCAAUGUGGUGCCCGUUUCGUCGCCUGUCACAAUUUGUGGAGAUAUUCAUGGACAAUUUUAUGAUUUACUCGAAUUAUUCAAAACUGGCGGCACAGUUCCCAACACAAAAUACGUAUUCAUGGGAGAUUAUGUGGAUCGAGGACAUUACAGUCUGGAAACUGUUACACUGCUUUUUUGUCUUCUUCUCAAAUAUCCGAAUCAAAUCACACUGCUCCGCGGAAAUCAUGAAUCUCGUCGAAUUUCCAAUGUUUAUGGAUUCUACGAUGAAUGUCAGAAUAAAUAUGGACACGGAAAUGUGCACAAAUGGUUCUGUAAAGUAUUCGACGUUCUUCCAAUUGGAGCUUUAAUUGAUGAAUCAGUACUGUGUGUACAUGGAGGACUUUCACCUGAUAUUCGAACAAUUGAUAGUCUUAUGUUACUUGAUAGAGCUCAAGAAGUUCCUAAUAAGGGUCCUCUAUGUGACAUAAUGUGGUCGGAUCCGGAUGAUGACGUCGAAGAUUGGGUGAUUAGUCAAAGAGGAGCUGGAUUUGUGUUCGGAGCAAAAGUGACAGAAGAAUUCCUAAUGAAUAAUGAUCUUUCACUACUUUGCCGGUCCCAUCAACUCGUUGACGAAGGAUUUAAGUAUAUGUUUAAUGAGAAACUCGCUACCGUUUGGUCGGCUCCAAACUACUGCUAUCGAUGCGGAAACGCGGCGGCCGUAUUCGAAAUCGACGGAAACAAUCGCUCGACGAAAUAUUUCAACGCAGUUCCCGAUGGAAGCCGUGAGAAGCCGGAUCGUGUCGUUGCUCCGUAUUUCCUCUAAAUAUUACCUCACACCUGCCUGCCUAUUUCUAUUUCCGCCACAGCUACAUAAUUUAAUUAUUCUUUAAAAUUUAUGGUGGAAUAGUGUAAAUCGCUUUUUAAAAAACCCAAAAAAAAACCUGCCAAAAUAAUUGAAAUUCCAAAAAAAUCCCACAAAAAACAAUAAAAUUCAAGCUAAUUUCCCGUAAAAUUUGACAUUUUCCCCUGAUUGGUCAAAAAAGGGCGGAGCAAAUCGCUGAUUGGUCCUGCAAUCAGAGGCUUGUUAAUUCUUUUUUUCGACCAAUUAGCGAUUAGCUUCGCCCAUUUUUCGACCAAUGACCGGGGAAAUUUGUCAAAAGUUGAGCAAAAAACAUGAAUUUUUCAUUAUUUCUGAAUUUUUUCCGGGUUUUUAUCGUUUUUUUGUCAAUUUUCAUCAUUUUUUGCUAUUUCAAAGCAAAUUCACGCUAUUCCAUCUUGAAUUUUAAUGUUUUUUGUCUGGAGUGGACCCCCUAUAAAAGCCUCGGUUCCUCGUGUACUUGAUCUUCAUUUUCCCCCAUUUUGUGUGUAUUCUCUCUCUGAUUUUUCACUUUAUUCUCAUGUUUUUCCUUCUUUCAGCUCCUGUUCACUUUUUUCCGUCGUGUUCCCCCUUUCUCUUUCUCUCAUUCCUUAAUUUAAUUUUAAUGUGUGAACAAUUAUC
Molecule: messenger RNA, 1672 nt
Organism: Caenorhabditis elegans
Lineage: Eukaryota; Metazoa; Nematoda; Chromadorea; Rhabditida; Rhabditidae
Gene: pph-6
Product: Serine/threonine-protein phosphatase 6 catalytic subunit
Exons: 9
Coding region: 2-997 (331 amino acids)
Cellular component (GO): cytoskeleton; cell cortex; cytoplasm
Molecular function (GO): protein serine/threonine phosphatase activity; hydrolase activity
Source: RefSeq, marked reviewed